Messenger RNA from Seminavis robusta, 1245 nucleotides. The record is from the annotation of a GenBank genome assembly. Lineage: Eukaryota; Bacillariophyta; Bacillariophyceae; Naviculales; Naviculaceae.
AUGAAGUUCCAAAACGCAUGGAGAACCACCACGCAACCCAAACAGGGACGGCGGAAUAGAAAAGCUUCACUUCUAGUAGGUCAUCAAUCCACCACUGCAACAGAACUUGCCCGAAGUAGCCCGGAAGACCCAGCCCGAGAGUUCAAGGAACGGGGCGACCGGUUCAUGGCUCAAAGACAAUACAGAGAUGCGUUCCAACAAUACUCCGAAACACUGGCAGUACGAAAGGCCAAAUUGGGAGAAGAACAUUCCCUCGUAGCUGAUGCUUACUGCGUCAUGGCUUUUAGCCGCCAAGCCGAGGGACAAUUAGUAGUAUCAUGGAAGUUCUACAACCUUGCACUGGAAAUACAGUGCAAGUUGUUCGGUGAUGACUCUCUGCCAGUUUCCAAGACCUACACAUCCAUUGGAUUGCUCUUGAGUGAAAUGCGCAGAUACGAAGAUGCCAUUCUGCACUAUCGCAUGUCACUGCAGAUCCAAGAGACUGUCAAAGGUGGUGACCGCCUUUCCAUUGCCAAGAUCAACCUGAGCUGUGGCAAUUGCUACCGCAAGCUAGGGGAUUACAACAACGCCAACUGGUACUUGAAGAAUGCUUUGAGUGGCUUUGAACGCUGUUCCGGUGACAAGAUUCUUGAAACUGCUGCCUGCUACACCUCACUGGCUCUAGUCUUCCAAAUGCAAAACCAGUAUGAGAUGGCCUUCCAACACCAUGAGUUGGCCAUGAUUACCCGAAGUGCCUACAGGGAAGGUAUGCCACUUGAGAUUGCUGCCGGCUACGUAAACAUGGGUCGUUGUCGCAAGGGACAAUGUCGAUUUGAGGAAGCCAUCGAGUUGUUUCGAAAUGCCCUGAUUGUCCUCUUGGUAACAUACGGAGAGAAUCACCCAGAAACAGCUACUUGCUUGGUCAGCUUGGGAAAGUGCCUACAGGAACAGGAUCAGAUCGAGGAAGCCAUGAAGCACUAUCACCAGGCUGAAGCUGCUCUGGUGAACUCCUUAGGCGAGACCGCACCACAGUUGGUUCAAGUUUACGGAAAGUUGCACCAAUGUUACCUCAAGAUGGAUGACACGGACAGGGCUUCCAGCUACAAGAAAAAGGCAAAAAGAAGUUUUCCUGAGCUCAAAGCUGGUAAGGAAAUGGGGGCAUCCAAGCAUGCCACCCACAAGCAAACCAAAGAAUCCACCAAGCCAAAGAGCGUGAAGGGAGCCAGACCCGCCAUCAAAAGGUCGAACAGUGCCGUUGCGGCCUGA